Gaeumannomyces tritici R3-111a-1 is the source of this 1520-nucleotide messenger RNA. RefSeq lists its product as hypothetical. Lineage: Eukaryota; Fungi; Ascomycota; Sordariomycetes; Magnaporthales; Magnaporthaceae. The transcript is spliced from 4 exons. The record is from RefSeq and is a predicted model, not a curated record. The coding region runs from base 465 to 1043 and encodes 192 amino acids.
CACAGCCGAGCUGGCCUAGUCGCAGUGGGGUAACCAUGGAGUGGGUGACACUCGAAAGGUCGCUUCGCCAUCCACCUCCAGCUCAUGCAGCCCCUAUUGAAUUAGAGUGAAUAGGCUGGUAGGUACUAUACCUACCUACUCACCAAGAAGGUACAUCCUUUUAACCAAAGUAAGGACUUAUGGGCAGAUGAGGGGUCGAGACCAUUCAAAAGCGCAGGGGCACACCACGCCAACCCUUCCUUGAGCCUUUUUCCAGUGAACUCCAGCCUCCAGCCGACUUAAUCUUGUUUCCACUGACUACCUGACGUAGAGGGCUGAACCAGAAAAGCGCGGCACAAAUAUUGAGGACGUUGGCUUUUCGCGCCUUGUCUAGCAUACCCACCCCACUACUUACCUCAUUCACCAACCAGCCCGCCGGUAUCCGGGACACGCGCCGAAAUCAACCGUCCAACGCCGCGAGCAACAUGACAGGCCACAUCAACAUCCACCACGACGAUGACGACGACGACGACAUCCGCGGCGCCGCCGAGCUUGCCUCGCAGCACGCUGGAAGCUCGGGCGACGUUAGCCUAUUUAGCGGAAUCCUCGACAGCCUCAUGCAGAAGAAGAAGGCGGCGGAGAUCGACAAGGACGACGUGGAUGAGCCCACCGCUAUCAAGAACCACAAGAAAUACUUUGACGACGACGAGGACGACGACGAUGACGACGUCAACGAGCGGAACAUGGGCACUGCGGCAGCCAUACAGGCUCUCAAAACGUUCACCGACCACGGGGCGGCCGACGCCUCGGUGACGGGCGGCGCGGCGGCCCCCGGCAAAAGCCAGUUUAUUGGACUGGCGCUGAGCGAGGCGAGCAAGCUCUUCGACAAGCAGUCUGCCCAGGGCAAAGUGUCGUCUGGCUCAACCAAGGAGUCGGCCGUGAUGCAGGCGGGCGAGAUGGCGUACAAGAUCUACCUGAAGAGUAAAGGGGACGCAUCGGCUACAGGCCCUGGCGGCGGGGUCGGCGGACUGAUGGACUUGAUGGCGUCCAAGUUUAUGAAGUGACGGCCGCGGGAGGAGAGCCUUGAUCCGAAGGUGGACUUGCGAAAUCUACACCGGCCUCUCAUUCGUUUUUUAUUAUCUUCUUUCUUCCAAGUCGGCCCGUUGAGCUGGCUUCAGUCAGAAGAAUUCUUUGAUGGGAGUUGGGUGAAGAAGUCAGCGGCCAGUAAAUAAGUAGUGACGAUUUGUGUCGCCAAAGAGGCAAGUUACCGACUACCGCACCUCAUUAGCAUGAGAUGUCGCACACAACACUGGACCCAGCCAUCCAAGCCCAAGCACUAGACACAGCCAGCCCACCAGUGAUUGAGAAAGCACCGUCAGUCUUGGUUCGAGCCUGACCCCUUGGCAAGGAGGCCCCCAUUUAAACCCCUGCAGCCUUUGACCAAAUACCGCCCCACUUGCCGCUGAGUGCUACCAAACUGUCGGGUCGAGCCUGGGUCGACUGUGGAAAAGGAGGGAAAGGGCGGAAAUACAAUUUCCCGG